AUGCGUGAUACUGCAAUAAUUCAGGUAGCAUCACCUAACAACAGGCCUCAGAAUCUCAAUGACGACUCAGUCGAACUCGCAGAAGCCGAGCAAAGUUCUACUCUCGACAAAGGAACGUUGCUGCGACUGAUUAGUGCUGGCUUCUCUUUCUUCGUUGCCGGCAUCAAUGAUGGUAGUCUUGGUGCUCUCAUACCCUGGAUCAUCCGGGACUAUGGUAUCAAUACAGCAAUCCUUUCAAGCGUGCAAGUCAUAAGAUGUCGCUCCCCACCUUAUGGCGCAAGCUUCCUCGGAUGGUUCACUGCUGCAUUGACCAACACACACCUCAGUCAGCAUCUCGAUCUUGGUGCAAUGCUUGUCCUUGGAGCUGUUUUACAAGUUGUUGCUCAAGGUUUGCGUGUUUGGUCAACACCCUUCGGCCUGUUUGUCUUUACUUUCUGGAUCACCUGUCUGGGUCAAGCAUAUCAGGAUACUCACGCCAAUGCAUACGCUGCUGUUGCUGCAAAGGGAGCGCAUAAAUGGCUGGGCUUCAUCCAUGCCAUGUAUAUGGCUGGCUGUUUGAUUGGACCUUUUGCUGUAUCCCCCAUUGCAUCAUCUCGAGGUUCUUCUAGCUCUUCUUCCCCUUGGUACUUGUUCUACACAAUUCCGCUGGGACUAGGUGUUUUCAACGUCAUUUUAUGCUUGUUUGCCUUUAGCGACACACUACGGCUGAAGUCGAAAGCUGUGGCUUCGUCAUCGAGCCAUGGUGAGACUGCCAUGACUUCGACCGAGUCUCCAGAUGACACACUCGAGGUGCCGAACGCGAUCGGACUUAUCAAGAAGACAUUCACACAGAGAAGCUUCUGGAACCUAAGUCUCUUCUACUUUUUCUAUCUCGGAUCUAGUAUAACUGCUAGCGGAUGGGUCGUCGAGUAUCUGGUCAACGUACGCAACGGCAACAUAUCUGCAAUGGGGUACGUUCCUGCUGGCUUCAGUGGAGGUGCUCUGUUGGGCAGACUGAUCCUACCGGAGCCUACUCGUCGUUUUGGAGAGAGAUUGAUGAUCACCAUCUACUGUGUCAUCUGUAUCGGCCUGCAGAUAAUGUUCUGGCUCGUGCCAAACCUAAUUGCGGCAGCUGUUGCCAUCAGUCUGUUUGGCUUCUUCUCUGGCCCUCUUUUUGCGACGGGCAUUUCUGUCGGCUCGCGACUCUACCCGGCAGACAUCCGAUCAACAGCACUCUCUAUGGUUUUCGUGUUCGCACAGAUUGGUGGCUCGUUGUUUCCAGUCAUCACAGGACUUGUCAGUUCCAGCAAGGGUGUGUGGGUGCUCCAACCGAUGCUAGUGGGCUUGGUCACGGCAACUGCGGUCAGCUGGCUGCUUGUGCCUCAGCCCAAGUCUGCGAAUGCUGAGCUACACCAGGAAUAA
Molecule: messenger RNA, 1401 nt
Organism: Aureobasidium namibiae CBS 147.97
Lineage: Eukaryota; Fungi; Ascomycota; Dothideomycetes; Dothideales; Saccotheciaceae
Product: MFS general substrate transporter
Exons: 5
Coding region: 1-1401 (466 amino acids)
Biological process (GO): transmembrane transport
Cellular component (GO): membrane
Molecular function (GO): transmembrane transporter activity
Source: RefSeq, a predicted model, not a curated record